Phanerochaete carnosa HHB-10118-sp is the source of this 438-nucleotide messenger RNA. RefSeq lists its product as uncharacterized. The coding region runs from base 1 to 438 and encodes 145 amino acids. The transcript has a single exon. The record is from RefSeq and is a predicted model, not a curated record. Lineage: Eukaryota; Fungi; Basidiomycota; Agaricomycetes; Polyporales; Phanerochaetaceae.
AUGCACUUUGAUCUGAGCGUGCCUGACCUUGAAGACAUUAUUGAUGCAUGGCCCAUGAUCUGGUACCUGCGCCUGGGCAACGAGAUCCAUGACGUAGCACCCACAAUCCAACUUGAAGAUCUCCUUCCCUUUGCGGAACACUGCUCUUACCUCGAAACAUUUGGGCUCCACGUUGCCAUACACCACGUUUUGUACAAGGCACUCACCCCACCUUCCGAGCGGUUGACGUCGCACGUCAAGGCGCUGUACCCUGGAGAGCUGGGCAAAACCUGCAACCAUAUUGGCGCUGCGCACUUUGUGGCUCGCAUAUUUCCACGAGCAGAAGUCAAACGGCCCUCCUGGGAGUUCCCAGGUGGUGCUGCAGACAUAAUCAACAGGAAGCUAAAGGCUUUUGCCCAGUCUACAGAGAAGAAUGCCCUCGUGACCCGUGCUUGUUAA